Myotis daubentonii (Daubenton's bat) is the source of this 2681-nucleotide messenger RNA. It is a transcript of the gene NR2F2, whose product is annotated as nuclear receptor subfamily 2 group F member 2. NCBI's taxonomy places the organism in Eukaryota, Metazoa, Chordata, Mammalia, Chiroptera, Vespertilionidae. Gene Ontology annotation, biological process: regulation of DNA-templated transcription. The record is from RefSeq and is a predicted model, not a curated record. Gene Ontology annotation, molecular function: zinc ion binding; DNA-binding transcription factor activity; sequence-specific DNA binding.
AGCCCCGGCGCCUAUAAAUCGCAUUCCCUCCCGCGCCCCCCUUUUUAGCAUAUUUGAUCACUUUGAUUCUCUGUUCUUUUCUCUCCGCGGUGUGUGUGCGUGCGCGCGUGUGUGUGUUUCCUCUCCACCUCCUCCUCUCCCCGAGUUGCCUCCUUUCUCCGGGUGCCGUGCUGGCUUUUUUUCCCUCUUUCAUUCUUUCUCUCCGUCUUUUUUCCUCCCCGCGCUGCGCACGAAGGAUGUGCUUCUAGGUGGUGAUCUGCCCUCCUCUCUCUCUUUUAUCCUUUCUCCCCCGCCGCCGGCGAGUUGACUCUUUCCCUAUGUGUGUGAGGCGGCGGCGGCAGCAGCAGCAGCGGCUCCGGCGGUGGCAGCAGCGGCAGCAGCGGCUUCAGCGGCGGCGGCGGCGCUAGACGCGGCGGCUCCGGGCCCGACCCCGCGGCUUCGGCGGCGGCUCCGGCGGCGGCGGCGGCCCGGGCGGCCCGCAGGGAUCGGCGAGCGGCCUCCAUCCGGCGCGAGCGGGCGGCGGCGGCCGGAGCGAGCCGGGCGCCCGGGGCAGGAGGCGGCGGCGGCGGCGGCCCAGCGCCAGGACGACGCCGCGCAGCGCCCGACGCGGACCACUUUCAUGCUGAUUCCCCCGGACCCGGGCAGCGCUCCGGCCACUCCGCGGGCCGCCGGCCUCCGCCCCGGCCUGCCCGGCCCUCUGGGCGCCCCUGCGACCGGCGCCUCCGCGCUCCUGAUCCUCCCGAUUUCGAUGGCUUUCCUGAAUGGCUGACUGUGGGCUGCCCUGGACUUGGCGCCCGGACAGUCGCCUCUCCUCCUUCUCUUCCUCCUCCUCUACCUCCUCCUCCAACUCCUAGGCACACCGGCUCUGAGCGCGAGAGAGGGAGGGAGAGAGAGCGAGCGAGAUCUUUGGAGAGAUUUUUUUUUUUUUUUUGCCUCCUACUUCUCUCUUGAAGCCAGACAAUCGACUUGCAGCUCUCCCUCCCCUCCCUCUCUCCACGUUCUGCUCCCACUCGCUCUCCCCGGCCCUUCCCCUCCCCUCCUGGAGGAAAGCCCCCCGAAAGCAACAAAGCUGAGCCGAGGGACACAAACAAACAAACACACCGGGCCAGACCAGCCAUCGCCAAAACUUUGCAAAAGCAGAAACAAAAAAGGAAAAACUAACCAACCUCAACCAACCAGCCCCCCGAGCCACCCGGGGCGCCCUCCCGCGCCCUCGCGCACACAAAAGGCGGCGCACCGGAGCCCGCGACCCGGGAGCCGCCGCCGCCCGCAGCCAGGGGAGCAGGAAGCCCGGACGCGGCCCCCAUAGAUAUGGCAAUGGUAGUCAGCACGUGGCGCGACCCCCAGGACGAGGUGCCCGGCUCGCAGGGCAGCCAGGCCUCGCAGGCGCCGCCCGUGCCCGGCCCGCCACCCGGCGCCCCGCACACGCCGCAGACGCCCGGCCAGGGGGGCCCGGCCAGCACCCCGGCCCAGACGGCGGGCGGCGGCCAGGGGGGCGCCGGCGACAAGCAGCAGCAGCAGCAGCACAUCGAGUGCGUGGUGUGCGGGGACAAGUCGAGCGGCAAGCACUACGGCCAGUUCACGUGCGAGGGCUGCAAGAGCUUCUUUAAGCGCAGCGUGCGGAGGAACCUGAGCUACACGUGCCGCGCCAACCGGAACUGUCCCAUCGACCAGCACCACCGCAACCAGUGCCAGUACUGUCGCCUCAAAAAGUGCCUCAAAGUGGGCAUGAGACGGGAAGCGGUCCAGAGGGGCAGGAUGCCGCCCACCCAGCCGACCCACGGGCAGUUCGCGCUGACCAACGGGGACCCCCUCAACUGCCACUCCUACCUGUCGGGAUAUAUCUCUCUGUUGCUGCGCGCCGAGCCCUACCCCACGUCGCGCUUCGGCAGCCAGUGCAUGCAGCCCAACAACAUCAUGGGCAUCGAGAACAUUUGCGAACUGGCCGCCCGGAUGCUCUUCAGCGCCGUCGAGUGGGCCCGGAACAUCCCCUUCUUCCCCGACCUGCAGAUCACCGACCAGGUGGCCCUGCUUCGCCUCACCUGGAGCGAGCUCUUCGUGCUCAACGCGGCCCAGUGCUCCAUGCCCCUCCACGUCGCCCCGCUCCUGGCCGCCGCCGGCCUCCACGCCUCGCCCAUGUCCGCCGACCGGGUGGUCGCCUUUAUGGACCACAUACGCAUCUUCCAGGAGCAGGUGGAGAAGCUCAAGGCCCUGCACGUGGACUCCGCCGAGUACAGCUGCCUCAAGGCCAUAGUCCUGUUCACCUCAGAUGCCUGUGGUCUGUCGGAUGUAGCUCACGUGGAGAGCUUGCAGGAAAAGUCCCAGUGCGCCUUGGAAGAGUAUGUCAGGAGCCAGUACCCCAACCAGCCAACGCGAUUCGGGAAGCUGUUGCUUCGCCUCCCUUCCCUGCGCACCGUCUCCUCCUCAGUCAUAGAGCAAUUGUUUUUCGUCCGUUUGGUAGGUAAAACCCCCAUCGAAACCCUCAUCAGGGAUAUGUUACUGUCCGGCAGCAGUUUUAACUGGCCGUAUAUGGCAAUUCAAUAAAAAAAAAAAAAAUCCAAGUCAGAAGGGAGAGAGAAGCAGAGAAAGCAAAGGCAAAAGACUGGUUUGUUUGCUUAAUUCCUUCUGUUAAGAAAGGAUAUAAAAGGAUGUUACACGUUUGCUAAAAAAAAAAAAAAGAA